AAUGGCCAGCCUGCGUUUCACCCUUCUCUGAUCCCUCUCCCCUCCACAUCCUCGCACCGCGCGCACUGCGAACCGUCCGUCCUUUCUUCUCCCCACCUCUUCUGUUUGUCUCUUUUCCCUCUGUCACACGCUCUUUCGUUGCGUCCCCUGCCUCUCGCUCUUUGCGUCUCCUAGAAACAAAAAAAGACGUCGUUUCGUGUCUUCGACGUAGCGCACCCCCUAUCGACGCUCGGCAUCGUCAACGACCGAGCUCCCUCUCCCGUCCUCCCGUCCCUCCCCUUUUGCCGCGGCCCCUGCACGACCGGUCUGAGGACCGUGAAUCGUCAAUUCUCGGAGCUCUCCCCACAGCUAGCCGUCAACCUGAAGCAGGCCUUCAGCGAGCUGCUUGACGGAACGGCCAUCCUUUGUGGGAUAGCCCGUAUCACGACUGAACGAUUGCCUUUAGACGCGAGCCAGUAUACCUUUUGGCCGCAAAUCACGACCCUGGAAGCAUCUGAUACGAAACAUCAUUCAUCGGCGCACCCACCAGCAUCUUAGCGCCCCCCUUGGACAGGAGCUGAAAUCUAGCACGACGACACUGUAAAGAAGAAUCGUCCAUCCACCUAGCCGCAGGCCCAAUGCAAAACAGACACUCCUCCCGGGCCUCACGAUCCUCGGGCUUCAUCCCUCUCGGCGGUGGCGGCACCUCCCGAAACGAAAUGGACAACGGAAUUCCCCUCACCACCGUCCGUAGCAAUGCUUCCACGGGCGCCCGGAAGCCCAUGAUCGGCAACUCGACGAGCUUCGAGUCUUCCCAGACGGCAAACGAAAAAGGCGAAACGCACCACCGUCAUGCUGGCCGCCGGAGGAAGCAGGGCAACCUCGGCCGCAGCGGCACUGGCGACUCGGAAGACGUGAGGCUGAACGCCAUGGGCAGGCUCUACGCGAAGAUUGUCGGCUUCUCCGUCAUCACGCGCUACAUGGUCUACGUGGUGCCGGUCGGCAUCCUGCUCGCCGUCCCUCUUGUGGUCAUUCCCAUGGUGGGCGACAAAGACGGUACGCCUCUCGGAUCCGUCACCAAGAAGAAUGCCAAAGGCGAGGAUGAAGUCACCGAAGGACCUCCCCUGUUCAAGCUGUUCCUGUGGAUCGAAAUCACCUGGCUCACGCUGUGGGCUGCCAAGAUCGUUGCCUUCUUCAUCCCCAAGAUCUUCAUGUUCUUCUGCGGCAUUGUCAGCAGGGGCGUCCGCAAGUACGCCACGAUCCUGAGCAACCUCACCAUCUCGCUGUCGCUUCUCCUCUGGGCCCUGGCAACAUGGAUCACCUUCAUGAAGCUCUUCGAGGCAUCCUUCAAUGCCGACAUUCAGUGGGUCGUCGUUCUUCAGCGUAUUUUCGGCGCUCUCUUCGUGUCGUCUGCGUUGCUGCUGGCCGAAAAGGCCAUCGUCCAGCUGAUUAGCGUCUCGUACCACCAACGAUCAUUUGCCAACCGAAUUAAGGCUUCGAAGCGCGAGAUCCACUUGCUCGGCCUUCUCUACGACGCCUCGCGCACGCUUUUCCCCAUGUACUGCCGCGAGUUUGCAGACGAAGACUACGUCAUCAACGAUAGCAUCGAGAUGAUGUUGAGGAAGAAGGCAGGUCGCAAGUCGAAUGGCGCCGCGACGCCCAUGAAGCUCAUUGGUGACGCUGCCCGUCUUGGCGAUAAGGUGACCUCAGCCUUUGGAAACAUUGCGCAUGAGAUUACCGGGAAGCAGGUCUUCAAUCCCAACUCGGCGCACUCGAUUGUCCUGGAGGCUCUCGAGAAGCGUGUGCCAUCAGAAGCCCUGGCGCGCCGUAUCUGGAUGUCCUUUGUCCUCGAGGGCAAGGACGCGCUCUACCUUGAGGACUUUCAGGAAGUCCUCGGGCCCGCGUACAAGAACGAGGCCGAGGAGGCGUUCAACGCCAUCGACAGCGACAUCAACGGCGACAUCAGUCUGGACGAGAUGGUGCGAAAGGUGGUAGAAAUGGGCACCGAGCGCAAGGCCAUAGGCGAGGGCAUGAAAGACAUUGGCCAGGCACUCCGGGUCUUUGAUAAGGUUUUGCUCUUCGUCGUCUUCCUGCUGGUCAUCUUCGUCUUCCUUGUCUUCUUCAAGAGCAGCUUCGUGACGACAAUCAUUAGCGCUGGUACCACGUUCCUUUCGCUGUCUUUCGUCUUUGCCGUCACUGCCCAGGAGUUUUUGGGAUCCUGCAUCUUCCUCUUCGUCAAGCACCCCUUCGACGUAGGCGAUAGGGUUGAAAUCACCAGCACGCAGAUGAUGGUCGAUAGAAUCUCUCUCUUGUACACUGUCUUCACCCGUCUGGACACCAUGCAGACCGUCCAGAUCCCCAACAUUCAGCUCAACAACCUCUGGAUCGACAACGUUACUCGCAGCAAGGCCAUGUCGGAGACGGUCGAGCUCAAUGUCUCUUACGACACGUCGUUUGAGGACAUUGAGCUGCUUCGCACUGAGAUGGAGAAAUUUGUUCGCGCCCCGGAGAACACCCGCGACUUCCAACCCGACUUCAACAUCAGCGUCGGCGGUGUCGGCAACCUGGACAAGAUGCUCCUCUACAUUAGCAUCAAGCACAAGUCUAACUGGCACAAUGACAAGGUUCGCGGCACUCGCCGGUCCAAGUUCAUGUGUGCACUGGCCAUUGCGCUCAAGAAGAUCCCCAUCUACGGCCCCGGUGGCGGUGCUGAGGCCCUGGGUGGACCGACCAACCCGACAUACUCUGUCGCCGUUACUGAUCAAUUUGCCUCUGCUGCCCGUGAUGCGGCCGCGAAGGACAAGGAGACGGGCCGUAUGGUCCCGACGCACGUUGGCCAGACCCAGGAGGAGGCCCGCGAGACCGAACAGCAUGCCGUCACGGAGCUCAACAACCGUCCUUUGGUGGUCGAGACGGAGGGCCUCUGGGACCCAAGCGAGCGUGACGAUCGAUCCCCCGCCGGGCAUGGCGCAUCGGACGAUCCGCGCCGGUCCAGGGACAUCGAGUCUGUCCGCAACGAGCUUAACCGGGCGAGCACCCGCGGCCGUCGCAGGGCUGGCGAGGGCCUGCAGAAUCUCACGCCGACUGAUAGCCAUGCUCCCGGCCACCACCAGCAUGCCACCAGCCCACGGCUAGAGACGUUCGACGAAGAGGCACGGACUGACAUGCCGUCUACGUUUUACGACCUCAACCGCGGCCAGUCGGACGCAAUGGCGCCCUCCGAGGAGGAUGAGCAGGGACUUUAUCCGAGCGGCUCGCAGCACAUGCCACAUAGGGGUCCGAGCUACCGGGGCCCGCCGCCCAGCCACGGCCAGCGCUAGUAUUCGAUCGCAUGAUGGGCUGACGCAUAGAGAGGAAUGAAAAUGUAUCUUGCAAAGCAUAUACCCAACAACCCUUGGGUAUGGACCUGACGCGACGCAACGGAGUAUUUGCAUUUUGACACGGCAUAUGGUGCAUUUGGACUAUAAUGUGGAGGCAUAACGCGUGCCGCGCAGCAAGCAGCUGCGGACGGGCAAUGCUUGGCCGGAUUGCCUACUGAGGCAUCGCCGACAACGAUUCGGCUGUAGAGUUUUACGAGUGUAUCUUCACGAUACCAUAGAUUAAAGGAAGAGACGAGAG
Molecule: messenger RNA, 3597 nt
Organism: Purpureocillium takamizusanense
Lineage: Eukaryota; Fungi; Ascomycota; Sordariomycetes; Hypocreales; Ophiocordycipitaceae
Exons: 3
Coding region: 618-3299 (893 amino acids)
Biological process (GO): calcium ion transmembrane transport; intracellular calcium ion homeostasis
Cellular component (GO): membrane
Molecular function (GO): calcium channel activity; calcium ion binding
Source: RefSeq, a predicted model, not a curated record